UCGUGCAGCCAUCUGUCUGCCAUUAACGUUUUUUCCGGUCGCUGGAAUAUUGAGAAUAGCAUUUAAAAAAACGGUGAGAUUAAAGGAGAACUCGUUUUUAGAGAAGAGAGCAGAAUUAUAUUUAUUACAAAGUUAAAGUAAUUAUCGUGAAAAUGGAGUUUACAAUACCAGUAAAUGAUAUUCUAACUGAAAAAAUUACUAAGAUUAAUUAUACUUUAAUUCCGCCUGGAUUUCAUGGGGACGUGAGAAGUGUACGGAUCGUGCAGGAACAGCUCACAAAGAUGAUUGAUUGUCUGGGCGAACAGUCAGCACUAUCCCAGGGCUUAAACAGAGUUAUCACCACAGCAGAGAGACUACGAAAUUCACAAGACCAUCUCUUGUACCUGUUAAAAGAUGGCAAUGCUAAAGGGGGUAAAGGCGAAUUGAUUGGUUUGCUGAAAGUAGGCUGGAAACAUCUCUUUCUAUUUGACGAGAAGGCCAAAGUGCGUGAAGUAGAACCGCUCUGCAUCCUCGACUUCUUUGUGCUGCCGGAUCGACAGAGACACGGCUACGGAAGGAUUCUGUUCGACCAUAUGUUGAACGACCAGCAGGUGACGCCUGACUCACUUGCAAUUGAUGGUCCCUCGCCGAAGAUGGAACACUUUCUCCGCAAGACGUAUGGCGUAGAGCAUUUAAUACGCCAAAGUAAUAAUUUCGCCAUUUCGGAUAAAUUCUUCGAUACAACAGUUGACAAUAAGUCGGGGCGUAGCACUCCAGUGGUGGCACAACCAGUUGGCCGCUUUGCCGCCCGCCAUCCUCAGUCUUCGAUUAGCAGUGUAAUUCACGGCAAUCCAGAGAAUGGCUAUGGACCAGGUAAUUGGACAUAUCCAGAGGAACGCCGUGAGCUGAAAUAAGUGCGAACUGGAUUCCUAGCCAACAGACUGAGCCAGACCCAGAUCGGUUAAGAACAUGCAGUCAUAUUCAUAUAAUAAGAACGACUACCUUCUUCACGACAAUGUAGAAAACAACUUGUUAUUACUUUGUUAUCUAAAAUCACUAAUAUGUAACUAAGCAAAACAAACAAUCCAAAAAUCUAAACCUUUUCUGGUAUUUUACUCGAAAUCCAAAAUAGAACACAUUUUAUUCAGAUAAAAGUUAACCCUUGACUGCAAUCUCCCCUGGUGGUAAGUGAUGAUGCAGUUCAAGAUGGAAGCGAGCUAACCUGGAAUGGGUAUGUCUAGAAGUUUUUUUAACUUUGAAUCAAUCAAUUUUUAAAUUUGAAUGAGAAUCAAUUUAUUUGUUCUUAAUGACGUCUUAUAAGCGAAAGUAGAAAAUAUUUUAACUUUUUUCCAGACAAAUAGUUUAGAAAAAACGAAAAUGCGUUCUUAAUUACAGCACCAGCAUGUUCCAUAGAAGAGCAUGUUUCGAACUUCGAGUAAAAUAUCCAUAAAAGGUUUAGAUUUUUGAUAGUUUCGCUUAAUUAUCCAGCUAUAAUUAAUCUUACUUACAUAGCUAUAUUUAUGAAUGGUCAAAAGUUAGGUAUGAUUUUAUAUAAAAAGGCUAUAACAAGUUGCUUUCCACAUUUUCCAUGAAGUAGGUGGUCGUUCUUAAUUAUAUGCACACGACUGAUAUAAAAAAGUUAAUAAGUAAUCGGGAGUGUGAAUUGAUGUUUUGAACGUACGUUGAAGUGUGUGAACUGCAACAAUUCAGUGCUGAACUCACAUUAAUUCGACAAUUAUUAUAUCUAAAGCCUACGUCCACUAGGUCGCUGAAUCGAAUCUCGUGCCAUUAGCAAAGAAAAGCCAGUGCGUAGCCGCCGCGUCUGUUUGCUGGCGCGAAGUAGGCGUGGUAGAUGCUUUUGACGAUUCAAACGUACUUGUUAAAGUCUUAUUGAAUAAAAAUAUUUGAUUCAUUGAUCUAGUGGACGACGUACCUUAUACCUUUUAUACAAUAUUGUAUAUUAAAAUUUAUCGCAUGCCUUGCAGCACGCACUGUGCUAUUUCAAUUUUUUUAGAAAAGCACUUAAUGGAAGUAAUUGUCACACAAUACAGCUAAUUCUGUUGUACACAAUCUCAUAACUUGAAGUUUUCAGUUAUUAUUAUUUAUUAAUGUAUUUUAUUGACAUCAACAUAAGAGU
Messenger RNA from Maniola jurtina (meadow brown), 2116 nucleotides. RefSeq names its product alpha-tubulin N-acetyltransferase 1-like. Gene Ontology annotation, cellular component: microtubule. The record is from RefSeq and is a predicted model, not a curated record. Lineage: Eukaryota; Metazoa; Arthropoda; Insecta; Lepidoptera; Nymphalidae. The coding region runs from base 153 to 893 and encodes 246 amino acids. Gene Ontology annotation, biological process: alpha-tubulin acetylation. Gene Ontology annotation, molecular function: tubulin N-acetyltransferase activity. The transcript has 7 exons.